Molecule: messenger RNA, 1745 nt
Organism: Helicoverpa zea (corn earworm)
Lineage: Eukaryota; Metazoa; Arthropoda; Insecta; Lepidoptera; Noctuidae
Exons: 3
Coding region: 173-1561 (462 amino acids)
Source: RefSeq, a predicted model, not a curated record
UUUCAAUUCAAAAAAAUAAUUAAACGAUUUGCGACCUACGCUACGUUAGGUAGCUAAUUUAAUAGUUGACGUUAGGUAGGACUUAUUAAAGUGGUUCGAUUUUAAGAUAACUUGGCUUAUUCUGUGGAUAAAGGCGAUUCAGCUUCGCUGAUAGAGUAAUUAACUGAUCAUCAUGCUGGACAAGCUAAAUAAACUACAAGGACAAAAUAAUGAUGGUAUGAUAAAACUAAGGAGAGCACUAAAAAUGCCACAAAAUGCUCCAUUUAAGACAGCACUUAGAAAAUUUAAAUCAGCUGCAAAUGCUAUCACAGAGCUACAAAACAGAGAGGGGACACAUAAGUUGAGUUUCCGAAUAGUUAGAGGCAGAAACAUAAUAAAUAAUAAGAAUAAACCUCAACACUGCAGAAAAUCACAUACAGUCAGUAGAAUUUCCUUACAUUCGGCAAUCAAUGAGCAUUUAUUUCACCAAUUGAAAAGAAAAGUAAGAAAAAUGACAUCAAAGAAGAAGAUAUGCAUCUUACAAUUUGAGAACAUUAGUCUUUCUACCCAUUUAAGAAGAUCAGUAAGACAUAAAAAUAUUUAUCAUCAAGCUCUGGUAUUUACAGUGAGAGGAGUGAAAACAGACUAUGUACAACCAAUCUCAUAUAUAUUUUUUUCAAGUACCACACCAGUCAUAGAUUUAUCAACUCAAAUAAAGCUUAUAAUAUCAAAGUUGCAAGCAAUAGGGCUUACCGCGAUAGCAACAGUAUGUAACUGCAGCAAUUUGAAUGUUUGCACAAUUGAUUGGCUUAUCAGAGAUACUAUGAAACAAUAUUUGAGACAAGGAAAAUUAUUAGGAAAAAAUAUAUUUGAAGUUAAUGGAGAAGAAAUAAUACCUCUAUACAAUCCUAGACACCUUAUGAAAGUGUUACGUAAUAAUUUGAUGGAUCAUAAUUUAAGAUAUGAAUUAGAAGGUGAAGUAAGAGUUGGUAAAUGGGAGCACGUAGUUGCUCUGUACAAUCAAGAGGUUGGCAGCCAGUAUAAAUUGUUACCACUUCUGACAGAAAAACAUGUGUAUCCCAAUAGGGUUUCUAGAAGUAGUGUGGAUUCAGCCAUAGAAGUAGUAAAUUGCGAAGUAGGAGCAGUUAUGGGAUUUAUAAUGAAUAUUCAGAAAAUUCAGUCGGAAUUCAAAGAUACAGUCAAAUUGUUUUUUUUUUUCGGCACUUUGUUCGACUCACUCGACAUGACCUAUAUAAAAUUCAACACCAGAUCCAGGAAGCCUCGUGUAGGCCUUAUAACCCCUAAAUCAACGAGAAAAGAAAUCUGGGCGGAAUCAAAGAACAUUUUAAGAACAAUGGAAUUCUGCAGUAACGGUGAAUCCCGUGUUCUUUCAAUAAGCAAUUGGUUGCAGACCGUUGAAAAUAUGGAAUAUCUUGUUGAAUUGUUAUUGACGGAGUAUAAGGUGUCAGUGGAACGCUGGAAAAAGUUUAAUCCCUUUGUUACUCAGCCUAAGGUGCUUAAAAAGUUUGCAAAGCGUUACAUUCACAUUUUGGGUCUCAUCUCUCAUCACUUCACUGAUUAAUAAAGGUGCUUUAUGAAUGCCAGCUGCCCACUGCACCAAAACGGUUUCACGUGAAUAUAAUUUCAUACAGUCGCGGCAUGUGCGGUCGGCAGUUGCAGUCGGCAGCUAGCAUUCAAAACGUACCUUUAAAACGAUUUUGUAUAUAAGUGGUUGAUUCAAAGUAUUAAAGACUGAUUCAUACGUA